CACGCCUGCACGUCUGCGCUCCUGCUCUCCGCCGCCCAACAGACCAUGAAUGACCAUGACUGACGGCCAGCCUCUCUGUCCCGCAUCACGUAUCCCGCGCCGCCCAUGAUGAGCAACGACACUGCUGCGCCCGUCUCGGACGACGAGGUCGUGGCCCUCGCUCGCGCCGCCAUCGAGGCAUCUCGCGAGGAUAUCAACCAGCGAGCCGUAGCCGACACGCCCGCCCCGCCCAGAGAACUGCAGCAGCAGCAGCAGCAGCAACAGCAGCCCGGCAUUACCAUCGACCUAGGCCACAACAACAUUGCCCACUUGCCUGACGAGGUCAUCGAUGUCAUCAGAGCAGAGAUUGAACGGCUCGCGCUCUCCCACAAUCAAUUGACGACGCUCCCACUCCGCCUGAUAGAAUGCAAACGCCUCCGCUACCUCAACGUGCGCUACAAUGCAAUGCGAGAGAUCCCCGAUGCCAUUCUGAGGCUGACCUCGCUCGAAAUCCUCGACGUCAGCAAGAACAAGAUCAAGAUCAUACCCAAAGCGAUUGCAAACCUGACUUCUCUGAAAGUGCUGGCCAUUGCGCGGAACAAGAUCGAGGAGCUGCCCGUGUGCUUGGGCGACAUCAACAGCCUGCAGGUCUUGAAGCUCGACGGCAACCCCCUCCGAUUCCCUCCGCCGGAUGUCUGCACGAUUAGAGACAAUGCCCCUUCCCCGGCAAGCGAGAAUGAGAGAGAUGCGGUUAUUGCCAUCCAGGUCAAGCGGUUCAUGAGACAGCAGAUCUCAAGGGAAAAACAGCGUGUCGACUUCGAAAGAUUGCGAGUGGAAUCUGGAGACGAGAGCUGGAGUGAGAGCAAUCCUGAGACUCCACGCCCUGCGAAACGCCCCAAUGGCGGAAGAUUCCCCGUGAAGCCCAGCAUCAGCAACCUUGACUUCUUCGGAGAGAGCAAGCCCGAUUCUCCAGGAAUGCCUCCUCCCAUCCCAACCCGGUCGCAUUAUCGCGUUCAGUCGCAGCAAAAUAAUGGCAUGCCUCGAAGACCUCCCGUUUCUCCCUUGGUCCUAGCAAAUGGCUCGAAUGAGCGAAACCGAAGCCAAAGCGAGGGUGCUGGCUCGGCAAGCCUCCGCGCGAAGCGUAUGGGGAUAUACACAAAACAAACAUCAGACCUGGGUGCUGUGGAUGAGUUGCAAAGGACAAGUCACUUUCGAGGAUUUAGUCAAGGCUACGUCCUGCCUAGUAGUAAAGUGGCUAAUGGCAUGUCAGGGCCGGCAACAGCCAUUGGCUACGGAGAUACUGGGACGGUUCGCUCGUUGGCUAAUCGUCCUCUUUCCGAUGUUCGCGAGCAUAAGCGCGGUUCCCGAGCACCAGAUAUUGUGGUUGAAGCUGCGAAAAACUUUCUCUACGCCAUCUCCCAAUUACAUGAUACCGUUUCACAUAUGAUGCGGUCGGUCAAACGGACUGAUAGGACAAAAGAAGGCAUGCGCCGAAAAGAAGACUUCUACCGCCGCUUUUCCGCCACAUAUCUCCAUGUCCGGGCUCUAAAUGAACUCCUUCAGCGGUUUGAAACACUGGCAGAAGAAGAUGAGGAAGAAGCCGAAAAGCUCUCCAAGGCUGUAUACCAAUACACCUUAAAGUGCCUCAACUUGUUCAUGUAUAUCAACCUAUCAAUUGCGGAGAACCGGGUGGAGAUCAUCCAAAACUCAGAUCCGCGAUUUGUCCGGAGUUUCUUAUUCCUGCAGCAAGGUACUCUGAUCGAAUUGAGGAACGCCUGUUCUAUCCUCGGCGCAGAGUUCCGAGACACUGCCUUAGGCAGGCGCAGGCCGAGUGGUACUGACACCCUCGCUACUGUGCGGGCUGCCCGACCGCUGAAAGUUCGACGAUACCAACAGACAUCGCCUCCGCAGCGGAACGGACAGUACCAGAUUCCACCCCCAGUGAUUCUUCACAGCAACGAUAAUAGCCGGACGAAUACCUUAACCAGCAUCAGUGCAGCCACGCCUCGUUCAGGAGAAUCCUUUACUACCCUUGCUACGACUAUGUCGCGAACGAACACGCUGACAAGUUCUUUCGACGAGGCUGACGAAGAUGCUCAAUUCGAUCGAAUCUACGGGAAGCUCAGAGCCGCUUGUGAUUCAUGCCGGAACUACAUGCCGCAAAUUUCUCGAUUACUGAAGAAUAACUUUGAGGCUCUAAGGAGGGAUUGGGACCCUGACGAUCCAAAGAUCAAAGUUCUACUCAAUCUGAUUGAGAAGAGUAAUCACGUCGAGGAAAAGACGUUCCCAUUAGCUAAGCGUCUCUCCCAGAUGCAGUUGAAAGACAGCUACACAAGAAGCCAGCCGGAGUUCUGGCAACAGUGUAUGGGCUUUAUCAAGGCAUGGGGCGAGCUCGCACAACUCAGCUCAGGCGAAGGCCGAAACUUAGGGCUUUUGAGCUCCGAAGUCAAGCAGCUUAUGAAACCCCUACAUAAAACGGUCAAGGACGCCAGUUUGGCUAUCAACGAUUCCCCGUGGUCGCAUCUGACUUCGAACAACCUAGGCUUGAUGGGACCCCCAUCCCUCUCCUCCUUUACCUCACGUACACAACCGCCGAAAUUCCUCAGCAAACCCACCGGAACUAUGACGACCGGCGGGGGCCCUUCAUUCCCCGGCCCAAUCAACACAUCUAUCACCUCGGUAGCUUCUGCCUUCUCCCAACCAUACUCGACGGCGAGUCUCGGAUCUGGCUCUGGUGGCUAUGUGACUCCAGUCCCAGCAACGCCACUUAGUGCAGCCCUGGGUGCAGCAGCGCAAGCAACCGUUCCAAAUACCCCGAACCACAUGCCACCGCAAUCCAUACCGUCAACUACCAUCAAUCUUUUCGAGCGUGCAGAUAGACUGCUCAGUCAAACCGCUCGGCGCGUUUGACAUGAGUUUUCUCAAGAUAUGAUGGAGAGAGAACAUGCUUGUUUGCGUGCCUAACUUCUUCGGUUUCAAAACCCUCAGGUAUGUUGACAGAGGUUUAAAUCUUCCCCUGCAUGCCACUCUGUAUCCCCUAGAAAGCCCCAGCUUUCUACUUUUUCCAAUUUCCUACUUUUUGUAUACUAGCUGAGCGAUGGCGUCUGGAGGCCUAUUGCACCAGGCAUGGCUGGUCAGGUGAAAUCGGUGUUUAGGCCGAUUUUUUUACAAUUUUUUUUAACAAAAAGGGACAGAAGUAGAGGGUUUAUUGGCAGCAUACUUGGUGUCGGAAGGGGCUUCUUUUAGGUUGCAUUGGUGAGAUCAUGAGGGUGCCAUAGGUCUUCUGGGCAUGUUUUGCU
Messenger RNA from Lindgomyces ingoldianus, 3278 nucleotides. RefSeq lists its product as uncharacterized. Gene Ontology annotation, molecular function: protein binding. The coding region runs from base 106 to 2889 and encodes 927 amino acids. The transcript has 5 exons. Lineage: Eukaryota; Fungi; Ascomycota; Dothideomycetes; Pleosporales; Lindgomycetaceae. The record is from RefSeq and is a predicted model, not a curated record.